ACGAGGCGGAAGACAUUAGCCGAAUCUUCGGUACUAGUCAACUGGAGGCGCUUAUGUUGUGCAGCUACCAGCGUCAGUUUUGAACGAUAGGAGGGGAGCGAAGUGUUUGUUUUUAUAGUAAACCGGUCAACUUUAGCCUCUACUUGUCCGAGUAAACUAUCGUUUUAGCCCGUCCGGUAGAGAUUAAGUGUGUUUCAUGUUGUGCAGUUUACUGUGCCUGAGUAAAGACCUCCAACUGGCGGAUCGCAUCAGUUCGCCCGGAGGGUCACCGUGAGCUCCGUGCCCUGUGUAGAAAAUGACCGGAGAGAAGAUCCGUUCCUUGCGCAAGGACCACAGGCCGAGCAAGGACGAGGAUUUACUGGAACCGGACGAAGAGGCUGCAACCGGGACGUUCACCGCCUCCAAGACAAACAACAAGAGCAGAGCGAGUAAAAUCUUCAGCAAUCACAAGUUAGUCAAGUCUUCAUCAACACAGCAGCAGCACCUACAGUCGCAGGUUAACGCUAACACCAACACACUGUCAACAUCCGAUGUCAUCGAUGACAACAACAAGAACCCCAUCAUCCGAACGGGGCAGGACUUCCCGGUGCAUGAGUGUGUGUUUAAAGGAGAUGUCCGCCGUCUGUCUUCACUCAUACGGACACAGAAUAUCGCCCAGAAAGACGUCCAUGGGAACACACCGUUGCAUCUUGCCGUCAUGAUGGGGCACAAAGAGUGUGCCCACCUGCUGCUGGCCCACAAUGCACCAGUGAAGGUGAAGAACGCUCAGGGGUGGAGUCCCCUUGCCGAGGCCAUCAGCUACGGAGAUCGGCAAAUGAGUAAGUAUCUGUGACUGUGAAACCCCCGCCCCCCACUGCUGCUACCAACGGAGAUGGACUUAUUUACUGAAAACUCUGUGGCUUCAGUUGGGUUUCAGUUUGAGUUUGCAGGUUGUGAAAACAGUGAUGGGUGGGGGGAAAAGAUCCGAUCAACAUUUGCCUCUCAUCUUCCACACCGCUGCUUCCAAGCGAGGGGUGGGGGGGGACAUUCCUCAAGGCCCCGUGGCUUUGUGCUCCAAUGAAAAGGCGAUUCAUGAGAUGUUUCUCUCUCCUCAUAGGCUGAUCAUGCUCAAGCCCCUUUCACGCCCAUUUUCCAAAAUUGUAUUCAUAAUUUUUCAAGAAUCAUUUUUAUUUAAAAUUAUUAUAUCUACUUUUAUUUGAGACCAUGCUUGUACAAAAACGUGACUGACAUGUAAGUGAAACCACAUAUGUUAGGUUUAUAGGUACAGGGUGUUAAAUGGGAACACCUUUGUACACUGGCAGUUUAUUUUUAAAACAUUGAAUGAAGAACUUCUGCUUAGGAAGUCUUUGAUCUGCUUUUUUCAAUGCUCUGAUCCACAGGGUGAACUUCCAAAAAAAAAAAAAAGCUUUACAAAAAAAGCUAUUCUAUCCCAAAAUAU
This is a messenger RNA of Notothenia coriiceps (black rockcod), 1438 nucleotides long. RefSeq names its product ankyrin repeat domain-containing protein 13C-A. Gene Ontology annotation, biological process: protein retention in ER lumen. The transcript has 3 exons. The record is from RefSeq and is a predicted model, not a curated record. Lineage: Eukaryota; Metazoa; Chordata; Actinopteri; Perciformes; Nototheniidae. Bases 296 to 832 code for a protein of 178 amino acids. Gene Ontology annotation, molecular function: signaling receptor binding. Gene Ontology annotation, cellular component: cytoplasm.